This is a messenger RNA of Colletotrichum godetiae, 1083 nucleotides long. RefSeq names its product alcohol dehydrogenase GroES-like domain-containing protein. The record is from RefSeq and is a predicted model, not a curated record. Gene Ontology annotation, molecular function: alcohol dehydrogenase (NADP+) activity; zinc ion binding. The transcript is spliced from 3 exons. Bases 1 to 1083 code for a protein of 360 amino acids. Lineage: Eukaryota; Fungi; Ascomycota; Sordariomycetes; Glomerellales; Glomerellaceae. Gene Ontology annotation, biological process: alcohol metabolic process.
AUGUCGAUCCCCGAGAAGUUCACCGGCUUCCAGGUCAAUAGUGCCGAGACAUGGCAAGACUUCAAGAAGCAGGAGUUUGACCCCAAGCCGUUUGGCGACUACGACGUCGAUAUCAAGAUUGAGUGCUGCGGUGUCUGCGCCAGUGAUGUUCACACGAUCAAGGGUGACUGGGGUGCUCAGCCCUACCCUCUGGCCGUCGGCCACGAAAUCGUCGGAAAGGCCCUGAGAGUCGGCUCCAAGGUGACCAAGAUUAAGGAGGGCUCGCGUGUCGGUGUCGGAGCCCAGUCCUACGCCUGCCUCGAGUGCCGUCAGUGCAAGAACGAUAACGAGACAUACUGCAAGCACCAGCUUGACACCUACGGCUCGACGUUCCCCGACUCCGGCGCAAUCUCCCAGGGUGGCUACUCCUCUCACGUUCGCACACACGAGCACUGGGUCUUCCCCAUUCCUGAGGCCCUUCCCAGCACUAUGGCUGCUCCCAUGCUUUGCGCUGGCCUGACAGCUUACAGCCCUCUGAUCAGAAACGGUUGCGGCCCUGGGAAGAAGGUCGGCAUUGUCGGUAUCGGUGGCAUCGGUCACUUUGGUGUCAUGUUUGCCAAGGCUCUGGGCGCUGAGGUCUGGGCCAUUUCCCGAUCGCGAUCCAAGGAAGCGGACUCUCUGAAGAUGGGCGCCGACGGCUACCUGGCGAGCGGUGAGAAGGGCUGGAACGAGCCCCACAAGAUGACCUUUGACCUCAUCCUCAACACGGCUAACUCAUUCGAGGGCUUCGACCUGUCUGCCUACCUCAGCCUUCUUGAUGUCCACGGGAAGUGGGUGUCUGUUGGUCUCCCUGGUGGCGGUGGUAUCACCGUUCGCAACCAGGACUUCCUCCCUAACGGCUGCUUCAUUGGCAGCUCCCACUUGGGCAGCAGACGCGAGACCUUGGAGAUGUUGCAGCUCGCUGCUGACAAGGGCAUCAAGACGUGGGUGCAGGAGGUUCCCAUCAGCGCUGAUGGUUUGAGGUCGGCGAUGAACGGCAUUGAGGAUUCUAGCGUCCGCUACAGAUACUGCCUAACCAAUUACGAGGAGGCGUUUGGCCAGUAG